Messenger RNA from Choloepus didactylus (southern two-toed sloth), 2704 nucleotides. RefSeq names its product patched domain containing 1 (gene PTCHD1). Lineage: Eukaryota; Metazoa; Chordata; Mammalia; Pilosa; Megalonychidae. Gene Ontology annotation, cellular component: synapse; plasma membrane. The record is from RefSeq and is a predicted model, not a curated record. Gene Ontology annotation, biological process: cognition; chemical synaptic transmission.
AUGCUGUGGCAGGUUUUGCACAGGGGCUUGAGGACGUGUUUCUCCCGGCUCGGCCACUUCAUUGCUAGUCACCUGGUCUUCUUCGCUUCGGCGCCCGUGCUCAUCUCCAUCCUGCUUGGCGCCAGCUUCAGCCGCUACCAGGUCGAGGAGACUGUGGAGCACCUGCUUGCGCCCCAGCACAGCCUCGCCAAGAUAGAGCGCAACCUCGUCAACAGCCUCUUUUCGGUCAACCGCUCCAAGCACCGGCUCUACUCGGACCUGCAGACCCCUGGGCGCUGCAGCCGGGUCAUAGUCACCUCCUUCCAGAAAGCCAACAUGCUGGACCAGCAUCAUACCGACUUGAUCUUAAACUUGCACACUGCUGUGACCAGGAUCCAGGUUUCAAGGCCUGGCUUUAAUUACACAUUCGCCCACAUAUGCAUACUGAAUAAUGAUAAGACUUGCAUUGUGGAUGACAUAGUGCACAUUCUGGAGGAGCUAAAGAAUGCCCGGGCCACCAACCGGACCAGUUUUGCUAUCAUGUAUCCGAUCACUCACUUAAAGGAUGGGAGGGCAGUGUACAACAGGCACCAGUUUGGGGGUGUCACCGUGCACAGCAAGGACCGGGUGAAAUCUGUGGAGGCUGUCCAGCUCACCUACUAUCUGCAGUCAAUCAACAGUCUGAAAGACAUGGUGGCCGAGAGGUGUGAGUCCAGUUUCUGUGACACUGUUCGACUGUUCCAGAAAUCCAACAGCAAAGUCAAAAUGUACCCUUACAUGUCUUCAUCACUGAGGGAGGAUUUCCAGAAGACCAGCCAUGUGUCAGAAUGCUACCUGGUCACCAGCGUGAUCCUGGUGGUUGCCAUGGCCAUCCUCUGCUGCUCUAUGCAGGACUGCAUCCGUAGCAAGCCCUGGCUAGGUCUGCUUGGGCUGGUGACCAUAAGCCUGGCCACUCUCACCACGGCCGGGAUCAUCAAUCUCACUGGUGGAAAAUACAAUUCCACCUUCCUGGGAGUCCAUUUCAUCGUGCUAGGUCAUGGAUUAUACGGGACUUUUGAAAUGUUAUCCUCCUGGAGGAAAACUAGAGAAGACCAACACGUUAAAGAGAGAACUGCAGCAGUCUAUGCAGACUCCAUGCUCUCCUUUUCUCUCACCACUGCCAUGUACCUGGUCACCUUUGGCAUAGGGGCCAGUCCUUUCACAAACAUUGAAGCAGCCAGGAUUUUCUGCUGCAAUUCCUGUAUUGCAAUCUUCUUCAACUACCUCUAUGUACUCUCGUUUUAUGGUUCCAGCCUAGUGUUCACUGGCUACAUAGAAAACAAUUACCAGCAUAGUAUCUUCUGUAGAAAAGUCCCAAAGCCUGAGGCAUUGCAGGAGAAGCCGGCAUGGUACAGGUUUCUCCUGACAGCCAGAUUCAGUGAGGACACAACUGAUGCUGAGGAAGCGAACACUUACGAGAGUCACCUAUUGGUAUGUUUUCUCAAACGCUAUUACUGUGACUGGAUAACCAACACCUAUGUCAAGCCUUUUGUAGUCCUCUUUUACCUUAUUUAUAUUUCCUUUGCCUUAAUGGGCUAUCUGCAGGUCAGUGAAGGGUCAGACCUUAGUAAUAUCGUAGCAACUGCGACGCAAACCAUUGAGUAUACUACUGCCCAGCAAAAGUACUUUAGCAACUACAGUCCGGUGAUUGGGUUUUACAUAUAUGAGUCCAUAGAAUACUGGAACACUAGUGUCCAAGAAGAUGUGCUAGAAUAUACCAAGGGGUUUGUGCGAAUAUCCUGGUUCGAGAGCUAUUUAAAUUACCUUCGGAAACUCAACGUGUCCACUGGCUUACCUAAGAAAAAUUUCACAGACAUGUUGAGGAAUUCCUUUCUGAAAGCCCCCCAAUUUUCACAUUUUCAAGAGGACAUCAUCUUCUCUAAAAAGUACAAUGAUGAGGUUGAUGUAGUGGCCUCCAGAAUGUUUUUAGUGGCCAAGACCAUGGAAACCAACAGAGAAGAACUCUAUGAUCUCCUGGAGACCCUGAGGAGACUUUCUGUCACCUCCAAGGUGAAGUUCAUUGUCUUCAAUCCGUCCUUUGUGUACAUGGAUCGAUAUUCCUCCUCUCUGGGAGCCCCCCUGCACAACUCCUGCAUCAGUGCUUUAUUCCUGCUCUUCUUCUCGGCAUUCCUGGUGGCAGAUUCUCUGAUUAAUGUUUGGAUCACUCUAACGGUUGUGUCCGUGGAGUUUGGAGUCAUAGGUUUCAUGACAUUAUGGAAAGUAGAAUUGGACUGCAUCUCUGUGCUAUGCUUAAUUUAUGGAAUUAACUACACAAUUGACAAUUGUGCUCCACUGUUAUCCACCUUUGUUCUGGGCAAGGAUUGCACGAGAACUAAAUGGGUAAAAAAUGCCCUGGAAGUGCACGGGGUAGCUAUUUUACAGAGUUAUCUCUGCUAUAUUGUUGGUCUGAUUCCUCUCGCAGCUGUGCCUUCAAAUCUGACCUGUACACUGUUCAGGUGCUUGUUUUUAAUAGCAUUUGUCACCUUCUUUCACUGCUUUGCCAUUUUACCUGUGAUACUGACUUUCCUGCCACCUUCGAAGAAAAAAAGGAAAGAGAAGAAAAAUCCAGAAAACCGGGAGGAAAUUGAGUGUGUAGAAAUGGUGGAUAUUGAUAGUACUAGAGUUGUUGACCAAAUUACAACAGUGUGAUAGUGUCUGCUUGUUAUUUUUUCACCUUAGGUCUUAU